Messenger RNA from Penicillium brevicompactum, 1704 nucleotides. RefSeq names its product Major facilitator superfamily domain general substrate transporter. The transcript is spliced from 10 exons. Gene Ontology annotation, biological process: transmembrane transport. NCBI's taxonomy places the organism in Eukaryota, Fungi, Ascomycota, Eurotiomycetes, Eurotiales, Aspergillaceae. The record is from RefSeq and is a predicted model, not a curated record. Bases 1 to 1704 code for a protein of 567 amino acids. Gene Ontology annotation, molecular function: transmembrane transporter activity.
AUGGCUGUCGACACCGAAGAAGACUUGCCGGCUGCAUCGCCGACGGUAGCACCGAGCUCCCCGUCGAGUCUUUCGAACGAAUCUGCUGCGCCAGUUGUUACUUUGAAAACAUGGAUCGUGUCUUCGAUUCUUUCCUGUGGUUACGGCCUGUCAUUUUGGCCUGUACCGGUUGUGUCUGCCAUUGGAACCAUGGUUUCUACUGAUAUGGGUGAUCCAACGGGGUAUAUCUGGUUUGUUCCAGCAUGGACAAUCUCGAUCACCUGCGCCUUCUUGAUAUUUGGUCCAAACACCGAUCUUCUAGGUCGGCGUUGGUUUUUGGUACUUGGAAAUUUGGUGUGCUUUAUCGGCCACAUUGUGGUGGCAUCUGCCAAAACCACGAAUCAGAUCACUGCAGGUCUUGUUAUAUCAGGAUUUGGAGGUGCAAAUUGUCAGAUGGCUGCAUUUGCACUACCAGAACUUCUCCCCAAUAAAUGGAGACACAUUGGUGUUGUUAUCGCCGAUUUCACCGUCUACAUUGCAGUGAUUGUGGCACCAGUCACUGCCCGCUACGGCUAUGAGCUGGGAAAUUGGGCAUGGAAUUUCUGGGGUGUGGCUAUUUUCCAGGGCCUGUCGUUCUUCGGGUUGCUCUUCCUUUAUCACCCACCCAAGCACCCUCUCGGAGUUUCAUACAUGGAGGCCUUCAAAUCCCUCGAUUAUUUCGGUGCUUUCCUAUUCAUCGGUGGUGCAGUCCCAUUCCUGAUGGGUAUUGUCUGGGCGGGUGUAUACGAGUCAAAUGACGCCCAUGUCGUGGCUCCGUUAGUUGUCGGUGCCGUGGUACUAGUCUGCUUCGCGCUGUGGGAAUCUUUCGGCAAGCUCAAAUAUCCUCUCACGCCAACUUAUAUCUUCGUCAGCUCUUGGGGCCGUGACUUCACAGCUCCCGUCAUCGCGCUGGGUGUUGUGAACAUGUUCUACUACUCGUCCAGCAUCUUGUGGCCGCAGAUGAUCACAGUGUUCUACACGAAUGGCGGCGCCGACUGGAAAUACUCGGUCAUCUUGUCAUUGCCACAGGGCUUUGCUAUCUUCUUUGGAGCAAUUCUGCUUACUUUGUUUGGUAGCAAACUUCGUCACUGGCAAUGGCAGCUUACCGGCUCUGUCUUUGUGAUGGUCGUCUUUGGAUCUUUGCUGGGUCUCGUGACGCCGACGAAUAAGGGUACCAUGAUUGCCUUCAUUUUCCUUUCUCAGGCUGGGUUCGGAUGGGGUCUUUACCUGAGCAUUGCCAUUACGCAGAUGGGUGUUGAUCACAAGAACCUGGGGGUUAGUGGUGGUAUCUCAGGAUGUAUUCGCUUUGCUGCUGGAGCUGUUGCAACCUCUAUUUACCAAACCGUCUUCAGCAACACCUUGGCUAAGUACACAGCCAUUUAUGUCACCUCUGCUGCAAUCAAAGCCGGUCUCUCUGAAUCCAAGGUCACGGAUCUGCUGUCCGUGGUGGCUCAAGGUGCCGCCGCAAUGAAGGCAUACAGCCCCGCCGUGGUGGCAGCGGCGGAGGCGGCUCUCAGUCAAGCUUACUGCAAAGCAAUCUUUGUUGUUGCUAUGGUAUCAAUGGCUUUUGGUAUUCUCGGCCUUGCAGCCUGUCUAUGUUGCAAGGACGUUGACUCAAAAAUGACAAACAAGAUCGAGGUGUAUCUGGAGAACACCGACCUCAAGGAGAGAAACACAUAUCACUAG